Aspergillus novofumigatus IBT 16806 is the source of this 1719-nucleotide messenger RNA. RefSeq lists its product as uncharacterized. Gene Ontology annotation, biological process: siderophore biosynthetic process. The transcript is spliced from 6 exons. Bases 1 to 1719 code for a protein of 572 amino acids. Lineage: Eukaryota; Fungi; Ascomycota; Eurotiomycetes; Eurotiales; Aspergillaceae. The record is from RefSeq and is a predicted model, not a curated record.
AUGUCGCCAUCAUUUUCGACUUCGUCCACAGCGGCACGCACCCGGGCUCUCUUUGAGACCACGAAACGCGUUCUCGCCCAGUCUAUAAACGAUGGCCUGGUAGACGCAACAAUUGAGCCCUUUCCAACCUCUUCAAAGCCACAAUGUGUGAUUCUCCGGGGCAAAGAAGAUGUCGGGAUCUUGCCAUAUGCGCGGGUGGAAUUAAACGGCGUGAGAGUCACUGGCUUUCUCCGUCCAGAUGACCUGCAGCUUCCUGUACAAAUCGAACAUGCUACCGGUGGUCUUCAGGAUGAGGUUGAUCCAGGUACGAUAUGCCAAAUUGUUUGCCUCUGGCAAACUGAGAGGGUGAAAAGUGAGGAGUCUCUUGUGCGAGAGGUUCGCAACUCAGCGGAAAACCAGGACAAGUGGCUUGAGAUGGAGAAGGGAUUGCCUCGAUUAUCUUUGCGAUCGCCUCUGAUUGAUUGGGAGCGAUCAUGUAUCUUAGGGCAUCCCACUCAUCCGCUGCAUCGAACCCUUCUGGCACAACCGCCUCUAAAACCGAUUGACGCCGCUGAAUUGCCCACGCUGUUGGACCCUGAAGUUUCCUUCAUAUCAGUACCCAGGACAAGCUUACAUGUUACAGGGCCAUUUGAGCAGCUAAUAAAGCCCCUUUUCGAUAAGCUGGACGUUUUUGAGCCAUCGUCCGAGCGCAUCAUCGUCCCAUGCUUUUCCCGCCAGCUCCCCUCCAUCCGAGCUCACUUCUCCGAUGUAAUCCAUAUUAAAUCGGUCGAGCACUGUGCUCAAGCGCAUAUUUCUAUGCGGACUGUUUCGAUUAGACCUGAACUAGGCUUCACCCCUCACCUAAAGCUCUCUUUGAAUUGCCAGAUUACGUCGGGCCCGAGAACGAUCACUCCUUGGACUGCACUGGCAGGGCCGGUGGUCACCCAAUUUCUGAAGAAGCUGCUUCCUCCUGACCUAUGGGUUUAUGGGGAGAUAGCAUCCAUUACAGGCAGUCAGACAGACUUUGACAGGGCUCGUCAUCUAACUUGCAUAAUUCGAGAAAACCUUGAAAAUAAGGCUGAGCAAGAGAAUGUGGCGUUGAUUCCUGCUACUGGGUUAUACCAGAAACCCUUUGGUGAUGACCGGACCUAUGCAGAGAUCUUAUUCGAGUUGGAUACCUUGGACAGAAAAAGGGACUGGUUCAGACACUAUACCGCAAACCUGCUGAGGGCGCUGCUACCACCAUUGGCAUCUCAUGGAAUCGGCCUGGAGAGUCACAGUCAGAAUAUCGUGGUGCGAGUCCACCUGAAGACGAAAGAAAUUGUCGGGUUUGCUGUCCGCGACUUUGGCGGUGUCCGACUCCACCGUCCCAGCCUUCAGCGCGCUGGCUGCGACCUGAGCUCGGUCCCACCAGGCGGUCCUACGAUCACCGAUGAUUUGCAUUCGGUAUGGUGCAAGGUUCAUCACUCACUGCUCCAGGUCCACCUGGGACAUCUUCUCUACAUGUUGGGCUUGGAGCCGAACGGAGGAUGGCCUGUCGUGCGGGAUGAAAUAGAGCGAGCUCUGAAACCAAUUGAAAAUGAGGGAGCACGAAAGCUGUAUGCAUACUUUAUGAAGAGAACCAUGCAGUUUAAGUGCUUCAUGAUAAUGAGGUUAAAGGGGUUUAUCGUGAUGAGCACCAUUGCUAACACAUCUAAGUACUAUGAAAGGGAACUACCAAAUAUUGUCUUAAGGGAUUAA